This is a messenger RNA of Cylicostephanus goldi, 900 nucleotides long. NCBI's taxonomy places the organism in Eukaryota, Metazoa, Nematoda, Chromadorea, Rhabditida, Strongylidae. The record is from the annotation of a GenBank genome assembly.
GUAUCUACAUUUUGGCCGAAAUUUGGUCGUCAUGGAAAAGAAAAUAUCACAGUCAGAGAUGUGCUAGAUCAUAAGGCUGGACUCAUAACAUUUGGACGCGAGUUUUGCGUUGACGAGGCGAAAAAUUCUGAACUGAUCUCAAAACUAAUUGAAGAAGCAGAACCCUUAUGGACCCCUGGAACAAAACGUGGUUAUCAUGCACUGUCUUAUGGAUUUCUAGUCGAUGAGAUGCUAAAACGUCUACAUCCAGAAAAACAUAGCAUUUCAGAAAUAUACGAGGAGGAAAUAUGGAGACAAGGCAUAACCUUUCACAUUGGUAGACGACCGACAACUAGUCAACAUUCUUUAGCAGUGAUAACAAAUGCGCCAGCAUGGAAGUCAAUACUUUCCUAUCUACGAAGACCAUUAAGAUUUGCCCAUCUGGUCUGGAACCAUUACAAAUACGAUGUUGAUCUGAAGUCAGCAAACUAUCCAUAUUUUCUUGCAAUUAUGAGAAGGGACAUCAUGCCCUACAACGAUGCAUCCGUAACCGAACUGCCGUUGGUGAGCGUCAUGGGAGUCGGAACUGCAGAAGGAUUCGCUAGGGCAGUCCACGAAGUUUUCAAGAAAGGAUUGAUCUCCGACAAAAUUUGGAAUCUCAUAAGAUCACCAACUGGUGCAGAUGAAGAUAUUGUUUUGUCGAAUCACAAGCCCUACGGACAUGGCUUUUCGUAUGCGCCACAUCCCGUUCACAAGAAGGAGUGGACGAUACGAUUUAUCGGGAAUGGGCUACAAGUAGUGGAGGUGGAUAGAAGAGAUGAGAUUAUCAUCGUAAUGCUUCGAAAUGGCCUGCGAGCCGGAGAUGAUGGCGAACAAGAGUAUGAACGGAUUGCUGAAACUGUGAUUAAGCUUGCACAAUGA